CCGCGAGGACAUUCCAGAAAAGACGACGCCUCAUUAACCGCUCUAAUAUUUAGCCUUUCAUUGAGCAGUGGGUUAUGGCGACACACACAGGAACAACUCCUCAGUGGAAAACAACGAUUAUAGUCAGCACUUCACUUCAGAGCCAUGACACAAGCAGGAUGCUAAGCGCUCAGCAGCACCGAAUCAGGUUUUCAGACGGUGUCGAGUCGGGAGCCUUCAUCUUCCCUCUGUCAGGUACUGCAUUUCUUUUGCUUGACCCUCAAGACCCCUUGGAGCAUUGUGAGGAAUCUGGACUCAUUGAGAGGAUAAAGACGUUUGUGCAAGUACACCGGAACAGCUUUCUUCUUCUAUACGCCCCCUUUAAUGGGAAGAAGGAAUUGGAAAUAUUGUCGGUGCUUCAAGACAGAUUUUCUGGCAGCAACCUCAGGAUCCUGCCUGUACGAAACAAUGCUGAGAUCGUCAAAGGAAUGUUGACUAUUGCCAAGGCCACCAGUAAGCCCCAUGUAGACAGUAUCCGCGACCGGAUGUCCCUGGCUCGGGCUCACAUCAUUGAGAACAGUCCUGUGUGGGAGAUGCUGAGAGACAUUCUAUGAGCUCACCAUAUGAUUCAGCAUUGUUUCACACACUUAACACUUGUGUUUAUUUGAUGCUAACUAUAGUGCACGCCUUAUACAAAAGCACAUUUAAAUCCAUGUUUAUCACAGUUUGUUCUAUUUUUACAUUCUUUUUGUAUUGGUCAAGCAGAGCACAUCAAAUAAACCUUCAUAGAAAUAUCCCAGCAGUCAGAGGUGACACCUCAGUUUAGUUUUUGGCUCUUCUGCUUUUCAUCUGUGAUCUCUUCAAUGCGGAAUAUAAGACUUUCCAUCAGGUCAAAUGUGACCAAAGCACUCUGCAACACCUGUGACACACGACAAUAGUCAGAUUGCUUGUCCUACAAAGGUUCACAUCCAAAUCAUUAUUAAUAGGAAAGACUGUUUCUGUACCUGGUGCUGGACCUCUGGGGACAUAUUUGACAUUUUCUCCUUUUUCACCGUUAUGCUUUUGACUAGUCGGCUGGAUCUGGCAGCAUCUCUGGCUUCUGGGGCGGAACAUAGAGAUAUUCCACAGUGUAUUUGAUCACCUUCUAUGCAAGGUUAUUUCAACGUCAUUGUGUUACACAGAUUAGGAGCUAUACUGUACCUCUGGCUUUUAUCUUUUGAUCCUGCCGCAGUGCCUUCAGUUCAGCAGCAUAAUAUCCUCUUGAUAUGCUGAUGCACACACGCAGCAUUUGUAGGUAUUCAUCUUUGAUCCUGCACAGCUUCUCCCACACAAUCUGAAGGUAGGAGGAGAAGAUGAUCAGCUUUGCGCAUUUACCAGGCAGGAGAGUAGUCUUAAGUAAUACAUUAGACUGACUUACAGUGCUCCUCAGGUCUGUGUCCCUGAUAAGGAGGUAGCGUAGAAGAUUCAGACUCUCCAUUAUCCUGGAUACAAAAGACAGGACUUAGUCUGCUUCAUGUGUACCAGUUCUCACAAUUACAGAGCCAAAAUGUCUAUCACUUCAUCACAUCCAAAAUAAAUGGUGUCACGAA
Molecule: messenger RNA, 1568 nt
Organism: Gymnodraco acuticeps
Lineage: Eukaryota; Metazoa; Chordata; Actinopteri; Perciformes; Bathydraconidae
Exons: 5
Coding region: 75-593 (172 amino acids)
Biological process (GO): reciprocal meiotic recombination; synaptonemal complex assembly
Cellular component (GO): chromosome
Source: RefSeq, a predicted model, not a curated record